Molecule: messenger RNA, 2765 nt
Organism: Macadamia integrifolia
Lineage: Eukaryota; Viridiplantae; Streptophyta; Magnoliopsida; Proteales; Proteaceae
Product: protein HAPLESS 2
Exons: 18
Coding region: 311-2473 (720 amino acids)
Source: RefSeq, a predicted model, not a curated record
GUACCAGGCCAUAACCGAUUCAACUCGACCGUGGUAGAAGCCUUAGAAGAGCCAAAUGGGAAACGGGACUUGCUGGACAGCAGUUAUUUUCCUUUUAGGCGAACUAUCCCAUUUUUGAAGCAACUACUUCACCGUUAAGUAUUUUGAACUACCAACCAAAAGCCCGCCAAAACCGACUCUCAUUUAUCUGGUAAGAAACCUGAUAACGAGUAACGACCCUUUUAUUUCACUUCUAAUUCAACAUCGAAGUUUCGAAACUUCUGAUCGAGUCCUAAAAGAACGACUACUUUUUCUUGCAAAAAAGAGAAAAAUGAAGUUUCGAUUUACAGUAAAACGAAUGCCGCUGGUAUUAUUUUUUCUUUGUUUUCUGAUCAUCAAAUUCGUUAUUGGAGUUGAGAUCCUCUCGAAAUCGAAGUUGGAAAGAUGCGAAAAGGCUUCAGACUCCGACAAAUUGAAUUGCAGUACGAAGAUAGUGGUAAACAUGGCGGUUCCCAGUGGAGCGAGUGGAGGAGAAGCUUCUAUUGUUGCUGAAAUAGUGGAGGUGGAGGAGAACGCAACCCAAAAGAUGCAUACAGUGCGGAUACCACCUGUUGUGACAGUGAACAAAUCUGCUGCGUAUGCCAUGUAUGAGAUAACAUACAUACGGGAUGUUCCAUAUAAACCUGUGGAGUAUUAUGUUAAGACACGAAAAUGUGAGCCAGAUGCUGAUGCUAGGGUUGUUCAAAUAUGUGAGAGGUUACGAGAUGAAAAUGGUCACAUUAUUGAGCAUAGUCAGCCAAUCUGUUGUCCUUGCGGGCCACAACACCGUGUACCUUCUUCUUGUGGGAACGUCUUCGAUAAGCUGGUGAAGGGGAAGGCCAACACUGCACACUGUCUCCGAUUUCCAGGCGAUUGGUUCCAUGUUUUUGGUAUUGGAAAGCGAUCUCUAGGGUUUAAUAUUCAAAUUGAAGUGAAAACCGGAUCUAAAAUAUCAGAGGUGAUUGUUGGGCCUGAAAAAAGAACAGUAUUAUCCAAUGACAAUUUUCUAAGAGUCAACCUUAUUGGUGAUUUUGUGGGCUAUACAAGUAUUCCAUCAUUCGAAGACUUCUAUCUAGUAAUCCCAAGACAGGAUGGUCCAGGUCAACCACAGAGCCUAGGAGGGAACUUUUCUAUGUGGAUGUUACUGGAGAGAGUGAGAUUUACAUUGGACGGACUUGAAUGCAACAAGAUCGGGGUCAGUUAUGAGGCUUAUAAUGGGCAGCCAAAUUUUUGCUCUUCACCAUUUUGGAGUUGCUUGCAUAAUCAGUUGUGGAACUAUCGGGAAGCUGAUCAGAACCGAAUUAGUAGGAACCAGGUGCCACUUUUUGGUGUGGAAGGAAGGUUUGAAAGGAUAAACCAGCAUCCAAAUGCAGGGACACAUUCUUUUUCUAUAGGAAUCACUGAAGCUCUUAAUUCAAAUCUCUUAGUAGAAUUAAGAGCUGAUGACAUAGAAUAUGUCUACCAAAGGAGCCCUGGAAAAAUCUUAGGCGUUACCAUCCCAAGAUUUGAAGCCCUUACUCAAUUCGGCACUGCGACGGUUACAACUAAGAACAUAGGGAAAUUGGAAGCGUCAUACAGCUUAACGUUUGAUUGCUCAAGUGGUGUAACCCUCAUGGAGGAGCAAUUUUACAUAAUGAAGCCAGAUGAGGUUGCAGUUCGCUCUUUCAAGCUAUACCCAACAACAGAUCAAGCGGCAAAAUAUGUAUGUGCAGCAAUUUUAAAGGACUCCGAUUUUAACGAAGUGGACAGAGCAGAGUGCCAGUUUACUACUACAGCUACUGUUCUGGAUAAUGGAUCUCAGAUUUCUCCCUUUCAACCACCGAAGACAGGUAUAAAUGGCUUCUUUGAAUCUAUUGAAGUUCUAUGGAAAAGAUUUUGGGAUGGGGUAGGAGAUUUCUUUUCUGGCAGAAAUUGCAGCAGAAGGAAAUGCUCAGGGUUUUUCGACUUCAGUUGCCACAUACAGUAUAUUUGUAUGAGUUGGGUAAUGAUGUUCGGCUUGUUUUUGGCUAUCUUCCCAACAGUGAUUGUGCUUCUUUGGCUUUUACACCAAAAAGGAUUCUUUGACCCAAUUUAUGAGUGGUGGGAUGAUCAAGUUGAAGAGAAACAAAGAGCUGGGGUGAGUAUGAAGUCUGGUACACGUCUUGGCACUCACAACCAUCUUCAUAGGCAUCACAAGAAGGAAGGCAGGCAUCAUAGUGUUCAGAAAAAAAGAAGCAGUCUUGUUCGUCAUGAACUUCACAAGCAUAGUCAUGCUGAUUUUGGAACUGAUCAUCACCAUCUUCGCCACGCUCAUACAGACAGACACAAAGUUGAUAGAGGUAAUAAUUCAGGUGUCAUGUACCCAGGCUACUCAAACAGAAAGGGUGGGGGACACUACACAAGGGGAAAAGGGGAUGGUUCGAUGGAUGAAAAACUUGACCACCGCAGGCUCAAAGAAAGAAAAGGGAGAGUAUAAAGGACCAUCAAGAGUCGUCUGAGUGGGAGAAAAUUUUCUGCAUACAAAAUUAUAAACAGCACAAACAUGGUAGCUGAAGAACCACAUCCAAUUCAAAACCUACUGUAAGCCGAGAGAAUAAAGACUUAAUCAGUUGCUGCAGUUGGCGUGUCCUGCUCAUUCUACUUGUCAGUUCUUUCUUUGAUAUCUUUCUUUAUAUUUGAAAUCUCAAAAAAAGUAGUUUGCACUUGACACAAGAUCAUGACUUGGAAACAUUUACAUUAAUUGUUACAUGUAAAUUUUCACACUGGUA